GAGGGAGCCGGAGGGGUGGGAGCCGACGGAGGGAGCCGACGGAGGGAGCCGGAGGAGGGCGUCGAGGAGGGAGACGAGGAGGAGGUGGUCAGUGUGCGCCCCGGCCCCGCGGAGAGCGCGUCUUCCCGGCAGCCUCUCCUUCGCUCGCCUCUCGUCGGUUCGCUGUCCCGCGCCCCCAGGUCAGGAGCCAUGGCGCUGAGGGUGACGGUGAUUCUGGCGUCUGCUCUCCUUCUGCAACCUGCCGCGUCCUUCACACAUAUAGGAACCGAGUCCCCGCCCACGGUUCAGGACCUGGCAGAGGCCACCAGCAGACGCCUGUCCUCUUUGGCUAAGUCGAAGUACGUUCAUGAGGGCGACCUCCUCAGGCUCCGGCUCGUUCUCGACAACGUGACGCUGGAGGGCUUCAAAUCCAUGACGGUUCAGGAGGUGAGCUUCAACCUCCACCCGGACGACCUGUACGACGACCUGUUCGCGGGCGUGUCGCGCGGCCAUCACGAGGGCGUGGCGGCGGGCGCGGAGGGCGGCGAGGCCCACGAGGCCGACUGGUACGACGAUGGCGAGGAGGAGGCCGACGCGGAGGAGCCUUCCUGGGACGACGACCUGUACCGCUACGAGAGGUGGGAGAAGCUGGCCAUGCAGGACCCGGAGGCGGCCGAGGGCGGGGGCGCGGCCAGGGGAGGAGCCGAGCGGCGUGAGCGGCAGGGGCGUGAGCGGAAGCAGCGCCCGCCGGUCACCUCGGAGGGCCUGGUGCGCGUGGCGUUCAAGCAGGUGAAGGUGAAGGCCACGUACCAGGUGAGGGGCAGCGCGGGCGGCUUCUUCACCUUCCGAGAGGGCGGGGACCUCACCCUGGCCGUGCCCACCGUGUUCCUCACCUCGCGCCUCAACGUGACGCUGCCGGGGUUCAGCGACUCGUCCCGCCGCAGGCUCAUACCCAGGCACGGGCGCGUGAAGGUGCUGUGGGUGCACAGUGACGUCAGUAUCGCAAACACGAAGUUGACGCUACAACCAGGAGCUUACCCGCCGGAGUGGGUGCGCCAGCAGGUCCAAACGAAGCUCGAGGAACUGUCCAGCGACCUGAGCCACGGCCAUGGCGCCGUACGUCUUCUGCUCCGCCGUUGGGGGAAACUCCUGAAGAGGCUCGUCCACCGUACCGCUCGCUCCCUCGUCAAGUAGGCACGGAGGACACGUGCCACCACUGCCUCUACUGCAAUACCGAGUUGGGAAAAAUGUGGAUUUUUUUUUUCGUUGUGUAAUGCUUCACUACAGUUAUGUCAUGUGUCCAUGUCACUUCCGAGGAUGACCAUUCCAUUCAUUUUUCUUUCUUUAAACACAAUAAUCGCCUACAUUUUAAACAGGUUAUUAAUCUUAAUCUUGUCUUCCAAAUCCUUAAUUUCUAACUAUUCUCUUUACCAGACCAUAUGUAACACUUAAUUGCAUAUACAUACUUUCGUAUUUAGUUCCGUAGUGUAGGUCAUAGUUGCUGUACUUGGUUUAACAGUUCAUAUAAUAACUGUUUUAUUAACAACAAUUAUUGAACACUAUUUAUUAGUCGUCUUUCUGACAACUGCAUAUUUCAUCUGUUAUAUAUUUAGCUUCUAUGUCUGUGAAAUAGGUUAGUGGUAGAACUGGUAUGUCUAUAGUUGAAAGCUAAGUGAUGAGAAUAAAUGAGUCAUUUUGAAAAUUGUAUAUAAUGAUAUUGUAAUUAAGACUGCGUUCAAAUAAAUAUAGUUUCUUUGUAAUAAUUGUAUCAAUGAAUUGAUGUCCCCUUGUAAAAUGAAUUUUUAUUGUACAAGGAUUUGAGGCUAGGAUAUUUCUUCAAUUUCUUCAUUGUUAAUAUAGACUAUGGAUACACCUUUGCACCUUUAAACCUUGUUAGAAAUUCUUUACAUGGAAUCAAAUUGCAGUUUAGACUUGGCAACACCUCAUCUGAGAAUGAUUGAGGCAAAAUGAACUUAUCUUAUUUGUAAAAUAUGUUGCAGAUCAUUUACUGAGACAAACAGAUUUUGGAGUCUCAAGAAAUAGCUUUAAAGAUGUCUGAACUGACAGACACAGGCAGGCUUUUGUCAAAUGCAUAGC
Penaeus monodon (black tiger shrimp) is the source of this 2076-nucleotide messenger RNA. RefSeq lists its product as uncharacterized. The record is from RefSeq and is a predicted model, not a curated record. Lineage: Eukaryota; Metazoa; Arthropoda; Malacostraca; Decapoda; Penaeidae.